Molecule: messenger RNA, 1251 nt
Organism: Caenorhabditis auriculariae
Lineage: Eukaryota; Metazoa; Nematoda; Chromadorea; Rhabditida; Rhabditidae
Source: the annotation of a GenBank genome assembly
AUGGCCUUUGCUGCAUGCUUCUUAGCGUUAGCAGUAUAUAUAAGUUCAUUUUCCACGUUGGUCGCGAUAAGAGGUUUUUCAUGCGAUUUUUGGUAUCCUGACAGAAUUAAUUCUCCCAGAAACACAGUCGCCCUGCAAACAUGGAGUCCUCAAGGACUCAAACUCUUCUCUUUUGGAGUUCACUCCACAAGAAAUGUGUCCGUCUGGUAGCUUCCCAACAUUGGUUCACUACAAGCAAGUCUGCUGCAAAAAUGGUAUCGGUUUUCGAGUUUUCCUUAGUCCCUAUUAUACUUGCCUCCCAGGCGCUUCAAGUCCGACCGAAUUAACUUUAUGAAAACCUUACCAGGGAACGUUUUUUACCCCCCGGUUGAACUUUUGCUGAAACUUUGCUGAAGUGUACUUUAGGACCCCCUGAUUCCAGAACAGAAAGAAAAUUUCUCGCAAUAGAUCUCGUUUUCGAGAUAUGGAGCUACAAAAGCCCGAAAUAGCGCUUUUUUGGCCUAAUUUGCGUAUUUUGCGGACUUUGAAGCUCCAUAACAAGGAAACAAAAUCUAUGAGAUAAAAACGUUCCCUAGUUAGCAGACUCUUUAUUUUUUUUUUUGAUUUCGAAAUCUAUGAAAGUUUUCUCAAUUUUUUUCGACUUUUUCCCGCAAAGUACUCUUGGUAUCCUGACAGAAAUAAUUACCUUCUUUUGGUCCCUAGAACUUGAAAAUAUCCCUCGAAAAUUGACCUGCGCGUUUUUUGGAAAAUGGUGAAAGUUUUUAGGAAAAGAUUAGAAAUAUUUGGCUGGGGGUUUUUCUUGUUAUUUUUUUCUUUGAUUUUUGAAGAGAAAACGAAAAAUUGUAGAAAUUCCAUGGAAAACUGUCAACGAGAACUUGGCCGAAAUUAGGUUUGUUUUAUAAUUGGAAUAUUUUCAUAAUUCGAUUUCCUAAUUAAAAAAAAUUUUGGAAUAAAAUCAACGAAGAACCUCCCACACUACGUUUUCUACUUCUUGUGCGGCGUUAUAGCGGCCCAAAUUCUGUCUCUUGGUGGAGGUUUUGUGAUUUACAGGGCAAUAAAGCUUCACAGUAAAGGUUUUCGACUGUCUAGAGUCCAGUUCAUCCGAAAUUUGAAGGGAACACAGAAUCCUUCAGUCUCGAGUCGGAGAGUGAGGACGAAGAAAUAGAAUCUGUGUUCCUUCCCGUCGGAACGGUUUUUUUCGAGUCUUAGUUCGUUUGAAAAAAUUUUUUUCAGAACGAAAACCCGCUAUAA